AUGCGUCGACACGAGAGUACCAGGUCGAGGUCGACGUUGACCCGAAGCAAGUCCACAACCUCUGUUCGCUCAGCCAUCCAGAGACUGGAGCACAUCGAUCCAGUCACCGCCGAAAGAGACGCCCACAUCGCCGCUACCUUGUCCUUUGCACGCUCAGGGCUCGACCCGGGCACUGGAAUGGGAGCUUCGGUUUCUCGGCAUCACGCCCGCUCGGCCACCAUGAAUGCCCGGCCAGCGGCCAUUGUCAGCCACGACCGACCCCAGAGCGAAAGGGGCUCCCAAGGCUACCACGAGAAUGGCCUACGUCGCCAAAACAGUGUUCGUUUCGCUAUACGAGAACCUCGAUCGAAGCGACCGCAGACUCAACUUAGCAACGAUGACUCCUCAGAAACGGGAACCGUUCGACGUCGAAGCGUUCUCAAAAAUGUGGGAAAUUGUCCCCUUGGCCAGGCUUCUGACAAAGUCGAACGCCCAUUCGUGAGUACUUACACCACCAGCUACAUCGAUUCACUACCUCCAGUGGAGUCAUUCGGGUCACCGGACGAAUGCGGACCACCUCCGGCAUCAUAUCGAAGGUUGCGUAAAUCCCGAUCAAUGUUCGCCCCCUCGAACCCAAACUCCAAGACCAGCCACUCUUUCAAGGAAUGUUCGGAGCAGCCGAGUCCACAGCCAUCGUUACGACGGAAAUCCAUGCAGAACAUGAAGGGAAACAGCCAUUUGUCGAAGACGUUGGGGCUUCGCGCACCAAAAUCGACCAGCUUCCUGAAGGUUCGCGGCGCUGGGAAUGGUUCUAGCAUCGGUACUCGGGAACAGAAUGACUUAGUGGUUCAGGAGGCCGAAGACAAUUUUCGCAGAGACGUUGAAAACCAACAACACUUGAGGCCGCGGUCGUCGAUUUUCUUCUCGAAGACGAAGAAAAGCCGGAGUCCCUUGGGGCUGCGUAAAUCCAUGAGAGACAACAGUUACGAUACCCACUUCGACGGGUCCGCAAACGUCCUGACCGUCAGCAAGGACGCCUCCCUGAGGAGAAAGGCUCGGAAGGUCUCCAGCAGCCUCAAAACCAAGCUCAAGGAAAUCUUUAGGCGCAGUAAGAAAGAAGAUUCGAUAACUCCAGCAAACGAAGCAGAGCCAGCAGUUGUGGCCGAAGAUCAAGGCGGCGUUGAAACCGAACAGGACGACCCAUACAUGGAUAUCGUCGAUCCAGUUCUGACGGAUGAGUGCUCUAUUUCGCAGGUACCUUCGCGAGUUCCUUCCCUGCAUAAUGCCUCCUCGGCUCAAAGACUCCGUUCUCGGCAGGGAAGUAUAGAGAGUAUCGGAAGCGAAAUGAAGGUGUCGGAUGAAAAGUCGCGUGUGACCAGCUGGACUAGCUCAGGAACCCAUACUCUCAACAGCCAAAGCACAUGGGGUGGCGAGCGUGAUCGACAACGCCUAUCCAUCAUCAAGGAGAACGGCCCUCAUCAGUCGUCCUCCUCCUUUAGGCGGCCAAGCAGAGGAGACCGCAAUCCCUACGAGUUCGGAUCGCUAUCUCCGCCUCCGCCGAGCGUACCAGUCCACUCUGGUCCAUCAGUCGAUAGCGCCAGAGUCUAUUCUGCACUCAUGACCCGCUUGAACGAAGCCAAGCAGAGGCAACAGGAGAGGGAAUCGCGAAAGCGCAAUAGUGGGGACUGGAGCUCGGAAAGGCUCGGGUCAGUUCGUCUGUCAAAGUCCGACGACGAGGAAGGCAUCGAAGAAGACGGGCGACAGAAACCACCCACCAUUAGAUGUGUGCUCCACGAGGACGACGUGUUUCGAGACAGUCCGUGGGAGCAGCAGCCGUCACAAGAGGCCGAUGAUACCGAAAUCGUCAACCUUGCUGAAAAUAAUGCCGCAUCAGCUUCUGGCAGUGUGGUUCAUCACCGCCAGGAAUUCGAAUCAGAGACGACCCUCACUUCUUACAAAAGUUACCCAAGAUUUGGUACUAGUAACGGAAAGGAGCUCUCAUCCUCAUGGUCACAGAAGGCACACAGUGAAGACACCACGAUUGCUCCGAAAACCUUGUCUACUCGACGUUCUGCCUUCUUCGGCAGCCCGACCUGUCACCUCUUUCGGACAACGAGUCCAUACCGCAAAGCAUUGCAAGCAUCAAUCAAGGAAAGCGCAUCAGGACCCGCUGAGGCGCGCUCGCCAACGGCUUCAAGUCUGAACCUAGACAUAAUUCCUUUGAAGCGUCGCCCGAGUUUCUCUAAGGAAGAUCCGCGCCUUGCUUACUCUGAAAGCAUCUACUCCGACGAGCUCCUCACGCCGCCAAGCAUCCCACAGCUUGUGAGCACGCCAUCUGGACUGGUUGUCCCGCACCGGGACCCUAGUCACCAGGCAACUCAUGUAGAUCUCAGGAAUACUUCUUCUGCGACCGCAUUGUCGGACGCUGUUGUCGAGCAUGGUCCGGAUAGGGCACCUCUCAUGUUUGCCCGUGACGAUGACACUGCGAGUACUCGAUGGGCACCAUCUGGCCCCGGAGAGUUUACAAGCAUGAUGCAGGCGGAUCGAACAGUAUCAAACGCGAGCUCAGUUGAGUGGAAGACGUGGCUCUCUGCCAACGCGUCGAAGACUGAUGCCAAUCUGGCCAACGCCCGGGCGCACAACAUGCGGGAGGCUCAACACCCAAAAACAGAUGCGCUUAGGACAUUGGGCCAUGUGCGCGAGGGUGCAGAGGUUGAGGAGUCGCAGUCCCCAGUCUCGUACAAGCCAACAGAUGGCGAGAAGAGCAGAUUGCAGACACCGCUGAGGGCGAUGAGUCAUAACUCUCGGCAGACAUCUUCUACCAGUCGAAUCGAGCUCGGCGUCAAGACACAUAUCUUGAGAAGGAGCAGAGAUGAGAACGCAGCUCCCCUGUCAGAUGUGCGCAUUUCGAAGCACAUUCGUGGCAUCUACGGUCCUCCUCCAAUCCCGCCACGGAGCUCUUUGAGAUCCACUCCUUCGAUGGCUCUAAUGCAACCCCGGUCUUCUCAAAGCAACAUCCCCAUCAAGUCUGUCGACAGCAAGAACUCAAAGAUGCGCAGUCUUGGCACAAUAUUGAAACUACAGUCAGCUGAUGUAUCCUCAAGUCCAAACAGUCGGUCUCCCAUUAAAGCGGCCAGGUACAACGGACUACACAACGGGCUCCAGUCAUCAACGUCCAGUCCUGGACUUACCAUGGCCGUUGAGAAACAAUUCGGCCCCAUGCUUGCCGGCGAAGAACCGUCUAGAGGCUCCCCGAGGGAAAGGAGGAGUUCCAUGCGCCGCCGCCUAUUGAACUCCAGCGAUAGCGAGAUAGCCGAUAGAUCUGAUUCAGUGAGCCUGGACGACUGGCGGCCACAUUCGGGAGGGGGUAAACAGAUUCUCGAGGAUUUCUUGAGCAGCAGACGGCAAGUCUCUGUCGCUAGCAAUGAUUCAGUAGCCUUUCUGUGA
Messenger RNA from Colletotrichum higginsianum IMI 349063, 3426 nucleotides. RefSeq lists its product as uncharacterized. The transcript has a single exon. Bases 1 to 3426 code for a protein of 1141 amino acids. The record is from RefSeq and is a predicted model, not a curated record. Lineage: Eukaryota; Fungi; Ascomycota; Sordariomycetes; Glomerellales; Glomerellaceae.